Molecule: messenger RNA, 822 nt
Organism: Exophiala dermatitidis NIH/UT8656
Lineage: Eukaryota; Fungi; Ascomycota; Eurotiomycetes; Chaetothyriales; Herpotrichiellaceae
Exons: 1
Coding region: 1-822 (273 amino acids)
Source: RefSeq, a predicted model, not a curated record
AUGCAUCUCGUCCUCUCCCGAAUCGAGCCUCAAGACCUCGACGCCAUCGUCCCCCUCAUGUUCGCGGCCUUCCACAAAGUCGACCUCUGCCACGUCUUCUGGGGCCGACCAUCACCCGCAUCCUACGCCUACGCCAAACGCAAACUUCUCGAGGGUCUGCAAAACGACCCGGCCGAUGUCUUUCUCAAGAUUGAAGAUCUCGAUGCCCCCCAAGUCGACGUUGAUGUUCUUGAUGACAAAGGAAACGUCUUGCGAACGGAAGAGAGGAACAGGAUUGUCUGUGCGAGUAAUUGGAAAAUAUAUCCUACCUAUGUGACUCCGAGGGAGUUGGAGGAGCAGGAGCAGAAAAACGCCAAAGCUGGCGCGGGUUCCGAAUCUGCGGAGCGAAAAGAGGCUGAAGCCGCGGCAUUUUCAUAUCUCGAGACCGAACAGGAACGCAUCGAUGCUGCAGUUCUGGUCGAAGAUUUUCUCAGUCGCCGACGCCGCGAGUGUCGCGAGGGCCAUGUCCUGUGUUUCAUUUUGUUUACUGUCCAGGAAUACCAGGGCAAAGGAUGCGGGAGGAUGAUGAUGCAAUGGGGGAAUGAUGUUGCGGAUUCGCUCAUGUUGCCUUGUUGGAUUGAGGCGAGUCCUGAAGGUGAACCGCUAUACAAAAAAAUGGGAUACGAGGGACGUGAAAGGGUCAGGAUCGAGACGGCGAGCUUUGUCAGUGAGUAUUUGCACAUGCGGAGGCCGGCGAUGGUGGAUCGUGUGAGACUUGGUGAGGAUGGGAGGACGCUGGUUAGGGAGAAGGUGGAUCGGGAGACGGAUGACCUCGAUGGAUAG